GCUAUUGCUUCUUUAUUUUAUUCCCCUUUCAACCACUCUGAGCCUCUCAUGAGCUAACACUCAGACCUACCAUUCUUGCCUGUCUUAAUUUCAUCAAUAAUUACAUAUAGGUACAAGAAAAUGAGCAUUGCGACUAGUGUGGAGACCAGCAGAACCAAUUCAAGCCAAAAUCCUGACAGUUGUCUCAUACAUAAAAAGGUUGUUCACAAGUACAGACUUAAAUCUUUACCUAUAUUUCAUACCUAAUCCAUGGUGGGAUUAAGUUUACAUCCCCAACUACCAAACUCCACAGCUUAUGAAAACCCAGAUCUUCCUUCACCCAUUUUGUCUAUUCAUUUUGGUUGGUUUCAAGUCUUUAGCUAACAAUGUCAAGCUCUGAUGGUAAUCUUCAUGUUGCUUUGCUCCCAAGCUCAGGCAUGGGUCAUCUGCUACCUUACCUUAGACUUGCUGCCUCACUCAUCCACCACCAAUGUUCACUCACUUUAAUCACCACUCACCCUAUUGUUUCUUCAGCUGAAUCUCAGCUCAUCUCCACUUUCCUCUCCGCUUUCCCACAAAUCACUCAAAAGAAGUUCACACCCAUCCCUCUAGAUCCCGUGGCUGCUAACAUCACUGACCCUUUUCAACUCCAAUGGGAAACCAUUCGCCAAUCAGCUCACCUGCUUUCCCCUCUCAUUUCUUCAUCAUCUCCACCAAUCUCGUUCAUCAUCACUGAUGUGACAUUGAUGUCAUCUGUGAUUUCAGUCACUGCAAAGCUAUGUCUCCCUAACUACAUCCUCUUCACUUCAUCAGCUAGAAUGUUGUCCCUUUUCUCCUGUUUCCCUUCCAUUCCUUCAUCGAUUCCCAAGGAGUCCCUUCCUCCAAUACUUUUGGACUCAAACAGCUCCUUCACAAAGAAUUUCUCAGACAACAGUGGAAGCCUCAAGCAUUUCAAUGGAGUUUUGAUCAAUUCUUUUGAAGAACUUGAAAAAGAAUCACUGGAGAUGCUUGCUAGUGGAAAUUUAACAAAAGGGUUGCCUCCAGUUUUCCCUCUCGGCCCUUUCCAGCCCUUGGAAUUGGAAAGGAUAUCUUUAUUGGCACCAUUGAAGUGGCUGGAGAAUCAAGAGGAAAGUUCAGUGGUUUAUGUCAGCUUUGGGAGUAGGACAGCAAUGUCAAAAGAGCAAAUAAGAGAGCUAGGCAAUGGCUUAGUACUGAGUGGAUGUAAAUUUUUGUGGGUGGUGAAGAGUAAAGUGGUUGACAAAGAAGAAGAAGAAGGUUUAGAUGAGAUCCUUGGACACCAGUUGAUGAAAAAGAUUGAGAACAAUGGAUUGGUUGUAAAAGAAUGGGUGGACCAAUGGCAGAUACUGAGUCAAAAAGCUGUUGGUGGGUUCAUAAGCCAUUGUGGAUGGAACUCGGUGGUGGAGGCAGCUUGCCAUGGGAUACCAGUGGCCACAACAAGGGGACCAAAUGAUCAAUGCUGAGGUGAUAGAGGCAGGUGGAUGGGGGCUUUGUAUGAAGAGCUGGGGGUGGGGAUCGAACCAUUUGGUGAAGGGUGUGGAGAUUGGGGACAAAAUCAAGGAGCUGAUGGGGAACCAAAGGAUGAAAAUGGAAUAUGCAAGGAUCAGUGAAGUGGCAAAGCAAAGGUCAAAGGCUGGUGAGGGUUGUGAGAAUAUGCUGAAGACACUGUUCCAGAGCUUGACGAAGAGCUGAAGAAGGGAAUUUUGUACAAGGACUGGUUAAUUAAUUGAUUAUCUGUUGAAUUUUUCUGUUUUAAGAUGAAUAAGUAAAAUGCUUCUUCAUUCCUAUUGAAAUUUAUGUUUGUUCUGCAAGUGUGGAAAUUUCCAGGAAUAAGCAAGAACUUGAAGACAAAGUUACCGUGUGGUGGGAGCAGAGUGGAUUAAUAAAGGUCUAAUUUUAUAGAGUUUAAUUUGUAAAUGAUUAUCUUUUAAUCUUUUAAAUAACUGUAAGCUUUUUUAAGAUUUUUUAAAAAAUCAAAUAGGAGGUUGAAUUGCUUUUCUAUUA
This is a messenger RNA of Gossypium arboreum, 2001 nucleotides long. RefSeq names its product UDP-glycosyltransferase 708G1-like. Lineage: Eukaryota; Viridiplantae; Streptophyta; Magnoliopsida; Malvales; Malvaceae. The coding region runs from base 366 to 1460 and encodes 364 amino acids. The transcript has a single exon. Gene Ontology annotation, molecular function: UDP-glycosyltransferase activity. The record is from RefSeq and is a predicted model, not a curated record.